AAUGAGUGGAGGGCAGACUGCUAUAUAUUGCAGGCCAGAUAGUCUGGGCGCCACACUUACCACUGAAUUAUUCCGCUGCUGUUGCUGCUGCUGUGCUUCAGAAUAAGUUGGUGAGACAUGAAGGUAACACUGGUGGCACUGACGGUGGUGGGGAUGACGCUGCUGGUGGGAGGCGGCCGCUGCGUGAGUGACUACGUGACUGCCAAAGAGAUGGACAUGCUGAUGGGCGACUUUCGCAUUGGAACUGAAAUGGCGAACCCGGUUAUGUCCUAUGCUGAGGGCUUGAGGCACUGUACCUGCAUGGUGCGCAACACAGGAGGCAACACGGAUGAACAAAAGUGCCAGUGUAUCAGAGACAUGAAGGAAUGCGACGAUAACAACAAAGUAGACAGCUCCAUGACCUUUGAAGAAACUAGGGAGACACUUUUUCGAUGGGCGAACUGCUUGGGUCCCAAGAAGAUACGUGUAGCCUACCGGUGCAGAGAAGAGAUGAUACAGAACCCGUACCAAAUGAUGUGCAAGGACUGGACUAUGAACUGUGAAUAGAUUGAGUAUGAUCACAUUUACCAAGACGACUCGACCAGGACCAGCUUGCAGGAUCUGUGUAACUCAUAGCAGCACGCACACACGAGCACACGUCCCCCGUGGCCAUAGACACGUUAUAUAAUAUUUGUUUUAUCCAAUAAAUGUCUCAGCAUCA
Molecule: messenger RNA, 700 nt
Organism: Scylla paramamosain (green mud crab)
Lineage: Eukaryota; Metazoa; Arthropoda; Malacostraca; Decapoda; Portunidae
Exons: 5
Coding region: 118-546 (142 amino acids)
Source: RefSeq, a predicted model, not a curated record